Messenger RNA from Chaetomium globosum CBS 148.51, 1947 nucleotides. RefSeq lists its product as uncharacterized. Gene Ontology annotation, cellular component: CCR4-NOT core complex; nucleus; P-body. The coding region runs from base 1 to 1947 and encodes 648 amino acids. The record is from RefSeq and is a predicted model, not a curated record. Lineage: Eukaryota; Fungi; Ascomycota; Sordariomycetes; Sordariales; Chaetomiaceae. The transcript has 6 exons. Gene Ontology annotation, biological process: nuclear-transcribed mRNA poly(A) tail shortening; regulation of DNA-templated transcription.
AUGGCGGCACGAAAACUACAACAAGAGGUCGACAAGUGCUUCAAGAAGGUGGCGGAAGGGGUCACUGAAUUCGAAAGCAUCUACGAGAAGAUCGAACAGUCGACAAACCAGGCGCAAAAAGAAAAGCUGGAAGAUCAGCUCAAGCGCGAGAUCAAAAAGCUCCAGAGACUGCGCGACCAGAUCAAGACAUGGGCCGCCAGCAAUGAUAUCAAAGACAAAGCCCCGCUUCUGGAGCAGCGACGGCUGAUCGAGACGCAAAUGGAAAGAUUCAAGGCUGUCGAGAAAGCCAUGAAGACCAAGGCGUACUCGAAGGAGGGGCUAUCCGCCGCCGCCAAGCUGGACCCUAGGGAGCAGGCCAAACUGGACGCGGGCGAGUUCCUCGGCAACAUGGUUGACGAGCUGGAGCAGCAGAUCGAGACCCUCGAGGCAGAAUGCGAAUCAAUACAGGCGACCAUGAAAAAGGGGAAAGGCCACGCCGCCAAGGCGGAGCGCAUAGCCGAGAUCGAGCGCAUCAUCGAACGACAUAAAUGGCACCAGGGGAAACUCGAACUGAUCAGGCGCUCGCUCGAGAAUGGAGGCGUCGAAACCGAGCAGGUCAAUGAGCUCGGGGAGAACAUCAAGUACUACGUAUCGGACGGCAUGAAUGAUGAUUUCAUGGAGGACGAAACCAUGUACGACGACCUCAACCUGGAAGACGAGGAAGAUCAAUACGGCAUGAACCAGGAUAACGAUAGGGUAUCCCUCACAAGACACCCAGUCGAUACAGGACGAUGUGAUGACGGAAGCCGAGACCAAACCAAGCGCGCCCUUAGGGAAGCAGCGAACGGCGGUCGAUGCAGUAGCCGCGACAGUCAUUCGGCGGCCGUCUACGCAACUCAAAUCCCCACUCCCAACGCUCGCGACGGUUCACCACAGCACACCACUGCCUACCCUCAGCAACGGAUCCUCGACCAAUGCUGGUAUGAAGCCUGCGAUAGCGCCGCCAAGGCUCGCGGGCGAGGGCUUGAAGUAUGCGAGUGCUGCGGCAGCAGCUGCAAACAACGUCGGAAUUGCGCCGUUACCCCCACCGCCCUCGGCAACACCCAGCCUCGGCGGCGCACCAUUACAAGCACAGGCGAGGGCGAGUGCGGCCAACUCUCCGAGUGUUGCAUCGAUACAGCCGCGGCGCAGACAAAUGGUGCAGCCAAUGGCAUCAGACCGAUCGAAGAGGCCGAAGAAGAGGAGGAGUCGAUCUACCAUCUCCCUGCGUCUUUGCAAGACUUGGUCGAGUCAUUUGAGGUCACAAAGAAGCGUCCUGCGUCUAUGAAUUCUCCCGCGACGCACCGUAUGCAGGCCGCAUCGGAGGCGAACAAGCCCGGGGUCUUAGACGCCGAGCCACCACGGAAUUAUCAGCCAGAUGUGAAGUUCCAUUCUCAUAGCCGAUAUCCGCAGGAGCCGCUAUCCAUAUUUGACGACCCCCGACUGUACACGAAGAUCGACCCGGAUACGCUUUUCUACGUCUUCUACUACAAGCAGGGCACGUACCAGCAGUACCUCGCAGCGAGGGCGUUGAAGGACCAAAGCUGGAGGUUUCACAAGCAGUACCAAACGUGGUUUCAGAGGCACGAGGAGCCCAAAUCCAUCACGGAGGAAUUUGAGCAGGGGACGUAUCGCUUCUUCGACUACGAGAGCACCUGUGGGCCUGUGGGAACUCGGGUGGCAAGGCAGCAUGCCAUCAAGUUCCUUUGGGUGGAUCCCACUUACAUCCGCGUGAGGAUUCAGCCUCCCGAGCCAAUUGCCAAGCCACUGCUUUUUGUCUUGCAUGAGGAUUUCAACAAAUGGGUUGCUACCGACCGUUUUUGGGGGAACACCAUCAAGUCGAAAUGCGAACACCACCCGCCGAGGUACACAGUGGAGCCCUCGAGUAUGCCUUGUAGAUCAGAACGGCGGCUCAGGCCAGCGCGGUGA